Molecule: messenger RNA, 693 nt
Organism: Microthlaspi erraticum
Lineage: Eukaryota; Viridiplantae; Streptophyta; Magnoliopsida; Brassicales; Brassicaceae
Source: the annotation of a GenBank genome assembly
AUGGAUCCAGAUGCGGUGAAGUCGACCCUUUCCAAUUUGGCAUUCGGUAAUGUAUUGGCGGCAGCUGCUAGAGAUUAUAAGAAGGAAGUUGUCGCAAAUGAGAAGGCGCAAGCAUCGAGACCUGCCAAUCAGGAGGUUGAUUUUGACGAAUUGAUGGAUGAUCCAGAGCUCGAAAAAUUGCACGCAGACAGGAUUGCAGCACUCAAGAGAGAAGUGGAAAAGAGAGAAGCAUUCAAAAGGCAAGGACAUGGCGAGUACCGAGAAGUCAGCGAGGGAGACUUCUUGGGAGAAGUCACCACGUCUCUCAAAGUCAUUUGUCACUUCUACCACAAGGAAUUCUAUCGCUGCAAGAUAAUGGACAAGCAUCUCAAGACCCUUGCACCUCGACAUGUGGACACUAAGUUCAUUAAGAUGGACGCAGAGAACGCUCCCUUCUUUGUGGCAAAACUCGCAAUCAAGACUUUGCCCUGUGUCAUCCUUUUCAGCAAGGGGAUUGCGAUGGAUAGGCUUGUGGGGUUUCAAGAUUUAGGUGCCAAGGACGAUUUCACCACGACUAAGCUGGAGAAUGUUCUCGUUAGAAAAGGAAUGCUUACUGAGAAGCGAAAAGCGGAAGAGGAGGAAGAUUACGAGUAUCAAGAAAGCAUACGUCGCUCCGUUAGGUCUUCAGAGAAUCUCGACUCUGAUUCAGAUUGA